Dentiscutata erythropus is the source of this 1344-nucleotide messenger RNA. The record is from the annotation of a GenBank genome assembly. NCBI's taxonomy places the organism in Eukaryota, Fungi, Glomeromycota, Glomeromycetes, Diversisporales, Gigasporaceae.
UUGCGUACAUAUAGUACUACAACUCAACUUUUGACUCGAACCAAAACCAUGACUGAACAGAAGGUUACGCAUGCCGACUCAGAAACUGCACCAAUAACAACUCAACUACUCGCUAAACAAGCUAAAUACACCAUUAACACAUAUGUUCGUCCACCAAUUAUUCUUUCGCAUGGUAAAGGUUGUCAUGUUUAUGAUUUAGCAAAUAGAGAUUAUCUUGAUUUCUCAGCUGGCAUAGCAGUAAAUGCUUUGGGUCAUUCCGACCCUGAGGUGGCACGAGUAGUUCAUGACCAAGCGUUAAAGCUUGUUCAUUUGAGUAAUUUAUAUAAUAAUGAAUAUGCAGGAGAACUUGCAGAGUUAUUGGUUGAAUCAACACGUAGUGGAGGUGGAUUCGAAGCUUCAAAAAUUUUUUUCACAAAUUCUGGUACUGAAGCGAACGAAGGUGCUUUGAAAUUUGCAAGAAAAUGGGGGAAAUAUGUUGGUAAAAAAAAUAAUGAAGAAUUGAACAUGAAUAAGUAUGGUGUUGUAUCAUUUUCAAAUGCUUUUCAUGGCAGAUCUUUUGGAUCGUUGUCAGCCACACCUUCCCCUAAAUAUCAAAGCCCAUUCACGCCAAUGGUACCAGGAUUUGUAACAAUACCAUAUAAUGAUAUUAGUAAGAUUAAUGAGCACGUGAACGAAGGUACUUGUGCUGUAAUUGUUGAACCUCUUCAAGGCGAAGGUGGAGUUUGGGAGGCCACCGUUCCAUUUAUUGAGGCUUUGAGAAAACGAUGUGAUGAAGUUGAAGCUUUGCUGAUCUUUGACGAAAUUCAGUGUGGUCUUGGUCGUACUGGAAAAUUAUGGGCGCAUCAAAAUUAUCCAAAGUCUUGUCACCCAGAUAUUUUAACAUUGGCUAAACCAUUAGCUAAUGGAAUUCCGAUUGGUGCUAUUAUGACUACACAACGUGUUGCUGAUAUAAUUACGAUCGGUGAUCACGGUACAACUUUUGGUGGUAAUCCCUUAGCGUGUCGAGCAGCUCUUUCAGUAGUCUCACGCAUAAAUACUCCCGAAUUGUUAACAAAUGUUAAUAAUGUUGGUUCCUAUUUAAAAUCAUCAUUUGAAAAACUAGUAACUAAAUAUCCAUCGCUUAUAACAACUGUGCGUGGACGAGGGCUUAUACUUGGAAUACAAUUUACUAAAGAUCCAAGUAAAAUGGUUCAAUUGGCUAGAGAACGAGGCUUAUUAAUAAUUACUGCUGGAAAUAAUACUGUUAGAAUUAUACCUCCGUUGAUAUUGACGAAAGGAGAGGCUGAAAAGGGUGUAACAAUUUUGGAAGAAUGUGUGAAAAUUUUUAAUGAAGAAAGUAAUUAA